CCAGAAACAUUAUCACUCUAUUGACCUUUGUUCUCUCUUUACAAGUUAUGGUAUUUUUUUUGUCACUUUUCAUAAGAUUUGGAUUCAUGGAUUUUGAUCAAUCCAUUAACAAGAAACCUUGUUCUUGUUCCUCUUUUCAUUUUCGUUUCUUUCUUUUUGGAUUUUAUUGCUGGGAUUGGGAAUUCUUAACUGCUCUUCUUCUUUUCAGCUUUUUCAAUUCCUUAUUACCAUAAUAAACAUAAAAAUUCUUCUUUUAUUCAUACACAUAAGGUUUAUAAGGAAAAAUAAUUAUAUCUAGUUACAUAACCUUUUCUUUAUUUCUUUUUUUUCCUUUUAUAAAUAUACUUCAGUUUGUUUUUUUAUUUGACAAUAAAAAAACUGUAGAAUUUGUGAGGUAAAAGUUUCAUCUAGAAGAUAAUGUCGCAACAAGAGCGAUCAACGGCCGCCGCGGCUUUUCUAACAAAAACUUACAAUAUGGUGGAUGAUCCUACGACGGAUGAUCUUAUUUGCUGGGGUAUCAAUGGAAAGAGUUUUGUUGUCAUUCAUCAUGCAGAGUUUUCGAGGGACUUACUUCCCAAAUAUUUUAAGCACAACAAUUUCUCUAGUUUUAUUCGACAGCUUAACACCUAUGGAUUCCGAAAAAUGGUUAGUGACAAAUGGGAGUUCGCCAACGAGAAUUUCAAGCGAGGAGAGAAGGAGCUACUGCCUGCAAUCAAGCGUCGAAAGAGCCAAUCAUAUGUGGCCAUAUCGAAUUACGGUCCCAAUGGCAUGGGCUCAACCUCGACCGGAUCAGGAUCAACGGAGCGAAAUAUCCAUCACAUGAAUUUAUUGAGCGAAAACGAGAAGCUGAAGAAGGAGAACGAGGAACUUAAGUGUCAAUUGGCUCUUGCGAAGAAGCAGUGCGACGAGCUUGUCGCUCUUAGUGGCAACAUCAAUGUUGGAGCUGAUCAGAUUAGCCCCAUCAUUCAGCAAGUAACAGGUGGGUCCAGCCAUGAUGCGGCGCGUUCUGAUGAUGCCGCUGUAGGAGAAGCUAAACUUAUGGGUGGAGAGGGUGUGAAGCUGUUCGGAGUUUGGAUGAAUGGUGAUGGAAAAGGGGAAGACAAAGUGAAGAUGGAAAAUGGCGAGGGGAACAGUCGCAAGAGGGGACAUGAAGAGCCAAUUGGUGGCGUCAACAAGGACACAUCUUAAGGAUGUUACAAUAAUUUUAAGUAGUUUAUUUUGUAGUUUGGAUUUGGUGAUGCACAGUGGUUUUUGGUUAUACAUUUUUAAAAUGUAUAACUUUUAUAAAACCAUCAUUAGACAAGUUUCAUGGAUAUGUUUUGUAGUACCUAUUCGUUUAGUUUUUAUUUUAUUUUACAGCAAUGAGGAUUUUUAGAGUGAACAUGGGAAAUGGAUUCACAACAUUCAAAUAGUGUGAUCUUGGGGUAAGAUAGUGAUUGUGAUUAUGUGUUCUAAUAUAAUCACUCACAAGCACAUGUUAGAUAACAAUGAGGGUCAAAACUCAUUGUAUUUAAAUUAUUUGAGUUUGUUACUGUUAAACUAAUGUACAAUUUUUGCCUCAACAACCAUCACAUGAAUUUUCACUCCAUCAGUAA
Lathyrus oleraceus (garden pea) is the source of this 1595-nucleotide messenger RNA. Its product is annotated as heat stress transcription factor B-1. The record is from RefSeq and is a predicted model, not a curated record. Gene Ontology annotation, cellular component: nucleus. Gene Ontology annotation, molecular function: RNA polymerase II cis-regulatory region sequence-specific DNA binding; DNA-binding transcription factor activity. NCBI's taxonomy places the organism in Eukaryota, Viridiplantae, Streptophyta, Magnoliopsida, Fabales, Fabaceae. Gene Ontology annotation, biological process: regulation of transcription by RNA polymerase II. Bases 418 to 1188 code for a protein of 256 amino acids. The transcript is spliced from 2 exons.